AUGUCAGCACAAGAACAACAAGAGCAAGAAUUGGAAGCGCUCGAAGCAAUUUAUUCAGAAGGCGAACUUGAAAUUCUAAAUCGAGAAUAUCCGGAAAUCAGUCUGCAAAUCACACUGAAAUCAAAUCAGGUAUGUUUUUUAGCUGUAAUUUAUUUAUUUAUUAAAAUGAAAUUAAGAAAUCGUUUUACAGUUUGGUGAACCUGAAGAUGACGAUUUUACAGUUGAAUUGGGUAUAAAAUUCACUGAAAAUUAUCCGGAUGAGAUUCCUGAAAUAACAAUUGAUGGAAUUGAUGAGGAAUUCGAGGAGAUUCGCAUUUUUGAAGCGAUUGAAAAAAUGAAAGCGGUUGCUGAAGAGAAUUUGGGUAUGGUUAUGGUAUUUGCGAUAGUUUCAGCAAUGCAAGAAGAAAUUGGCGAAUUAUUAAAUGUGAAAAAGGCUGAGAAAGAUAAAGUGCUGGAAAUUGAAAAAGAGGCAAAAGAGGCGGAAAGUCGCAAAAAGUUUGAGGGAACUGUUGUGACGCCGGAUAGUUUCCGCGCUUGGAAGGAGAAAUUCGAUGCGGAGCGAAAGGCGGCAAAUGAGAGUGCGGAAAAGGAGCGAUUGGCUGCGUUGGCUGGAAGAUUGACGGGAAGACAAUUGUUCUUGAAGGAUGCCACGUUGAAUUUGUCGGAUAUGACAUUGAUUGGAGCACAGGAUGAGGUGGAAAUUGAUGAGUCACUUUUUGAUAAUGAGGUGAGGUUUUGGUUCUAAUUUUCAUCAGAAUUUUCGAUUUUCGCUAAAUUUAUCAAAGUUUGUUAGAAUUUUAUGAAAAUUCUCAGAAUUUCUCUUGAAGUUUGAGAAAUUUAGCUGUAAUUCAUAUUCUGGAUGUUUUUUCAGGGGAAAAUUAGUUUUGAUUGAGGAUAAUCCAGAUUACAGCUAGAAGCUCAGAUUUUGACUGAAAUUCAGAUUCUAAGUUCAAAAAUCAACGAUUCUAGACGUCAAAGUCGAAGUUUCGGCCGAAAUUCGAGUUUCAACAAAAAAUUGAUUGAAAUUCAGAAUCCAGACUUUUAAAUUAGAAUUUCAAUAUGAAAAAACCAAUUUCACAGCUGGAUUUCCAACCAAAAAAUUUCAGAUAACUUUUUUGAAUGUGUUCUAAGCUCUCCUCAAAGUGUAUCUUUUUACUUCUUCAAAAAAAAAUUCCACAUCUGUCUGCCCAUUUAAAAAAAAUCGAUUUUCUCAGUGACUACAUUUAUCCAAAGUUUUCGCUCACUUCCUCUAUCUAAUUUAUUAUUAAUUUCUCAAUUUUUCUCAGGAAUUCGAAGGAUUGGACAUCGAAUCGGACGAAGAAGAAGAAGAAGAUUAG
Messenger RNA from Caenorhabditis angaria, 1337 nucleotides. The record is from the annotation of a GenBank genome assembly. NCBI's taxonomy places the organism in Eukaryota, Metazoa, Nematoda, Chromadorea, Rhabditida, Rhabditidae.